Messenger RNA from Pyricularia oryzae 70-15, 171 nucleotides. RefSeq lists its product as uncharacterized. Lineage: Eukaryota; Fungi; Ascomycota; Sordariomycetes; Magnaporthales; Pyriculariaceae. The record is from RefSeq and is a predicted model, not a curated record. Bases 1 to 171 code for a protein of 56 amino acids. The transcript has 2 exons.
AUGCAUGUGACCAGUUCCAAGAGUGCCUCCGCCAAGACUAUUCUGAAGGGGUUCCGGUACCGGCAGGUCGGUAGCGACGGGGCAUGGAUUCGGCCAGACCUCGGGGAGGGAAUCGAUGGCACAAAAUUGCCGGAAAGUCAAAGUAAUUUCGUCCGGAACUUGAGGGAAUAA